Messenger RNA from Pelobates fuscus (common spadefoot toad), 2951 nucleotides. RefSeq names its product InaF motif containing 1 (gene INAFM1). The record is from RefSeq and is a predicted model, not a curated record. Bases 532 to 1092 code for a protein of 186 amino acids. The transcript has a single exon. NCBI's taxonomy places the organism in Eukaryota, Metazoa, Chordata, Amphibia, Anura, Pelobatidae.
AUGUCGUUUCAAUACAAAUUAAGGAGAAACGAGGCAGACUGACACACACACCAUCUCCCCGUUAACCUCCCCCUUUCCUAAUGAAUUCUGCUCGCACAGUGCUCCACCAGACCUGCUCUCAACCACCGUUUCAUGUGGAAAACAAGUCAUCGCUCUUGACGUAUAUAAAGUCCAUCCCUAUCUCUGCUGCAGGGUACAUUCAGACUGCACCAAGUGCAUCAUGAGCAGGGGGUGUCUGCCAGGAUCUCUCAAUGCAAAUACACAGUGAUUGGAAGGAUAGAGGGAUUGUGGGAAUUAGAUGGCUCCCUAUUAAUAUUGCAAGAGAUGUGAUGAGCUGAAAGCACCGAAUCCCACUCAUCGUGCAUCCAGCAUUCUCCGGUGAUAACGUGCAGGUCGUUGAUGGCAGCGGAGACCGUCCAAGGUAUUGUGUCUAGAAAUAAGACGGAGAGACGCCUGUGUCUGGCUGUCAUGUCCAUGUAGGAGAUCAUCAAGACCAGUUAAAAACGCACCUCUCUCUCUACCUGAACCACCAUGACACACAGGGAUCUGGAUGGGAUCGGAGUGACGAACCAGGACUCCGACGAUAAGAAGACAAAGACUUCAGGAUUGAACAACAAGCAGUGGGUGAGACUGGCGACGGUGGUGGCGUAUUUUCUUUGUGUAUCCCUGGCUGCUGUUAUCCUGGCGGUUUAUUAUGGGCUAAUAUGGGCUCCAUCUUCCAAAGGAAACAAGACUCUGGAUUUUAGCAGUGCAGUCACCUCACCACCGGUGGUAGCAGCAGGAAGCCACAGUGUGGAUCCUCUUCUUAAGAGAAGUAGGGACCUAAGUGGCAGGUCCAAGAGAGGAUUCAAGACCAUCCUGGCCGAGAAUCCAUCAGUAGAUGGCUAUUACACUCCUCAGAGACAAGUUGGAAAGAAAGCCCGUGUAUCUCCUGCUCAUACCCACCAUGACCUGAAGUUUGGGGCGAAAGCCAGUAAGGAAGUCUCAACUCCAAAACAAAAGUGUGGCUCUUCCAAAGUUAUGGAGGAUGCAGAGGUGCCUGGAAUGACCUCUGAAGAAGCAAGUGGGGUGAGACCCAGAUGUGACUACUAAGAACAUUACAAGAUAGACCAAUAAAGAACUUGGUUACCACUGGGCAAUGACUUUAUCUGGACACCUGCAGCAGAUACUUAGUGUCAUACCAAACUUCCCAUGUGAUUGAGUUUAUCAGCGAGCAAUGCUGCCCAGUCUGUAUUCAGCCAUAGGUUCCUAAUCUACCACUCAGAAAUAUGUCUCAUUACCCGUCGUCUGAACAAUGUUUAGCGGUCACAAAGCACGUGAUCUUUAUUGAAAAUGUUUGCGGCCUAUUCACUAAACUGUGUCAUGUAGAGAAUUGAUCAAAUUAGUUGAACUGGAAAAAAUGGUUAUUGUUAUUCUUAUGUGGUUUGGUAUAAACUAUGCAGUUUCCUUGUCAAUAAUCCACAAUUGGUGUUUAAACAUGUUUACAUCAAUAAACCCUUGCAUGUAGAUACUUACAAACACAUAGAUAUAUAUACAUGUAUCACAACAUACAUCAUAGCACAUACAUGUUUAAUAUACCGCUAACAGGUGUACUUGGCAUGUCCCAUUAGUCCUGCGGGGGUUCCAGAAUACUAAUAUUAGUACAGGGAAUUCUCGCACUGUAUUCCUAUAAAGAUUAUUGUAUUCACAGCACACGUUGCAAGCGUACAGGUGGGCAAUGUUAGGAAAGUCCUUAUUAUAAUUGUAGUGUAAUCGGAUUGAAAUGCUAUUAAUCCGAUUAUUUACAACCAAAACUGAACAUUGGAUUGUAGCAAGAAAUGUAUUCAGAUACACUAUGGGGGUUUCACUAAACAGUGACUUAUAGAGAAUGCAGAAUUUAGGAAGGAUAGCCGGUUUGGAAACAUUCUUCGACUCUGCCGUAGAUAUAGCUGGGUCUCCUUUUUCCCAGAGUUUUGCAGUUUGGUUUUGUGAAUAAACCCCACAAUCUCGCACUUUCUGUUUUAUCGUGGUUAUCAGGCUUCUAAUGGCAGAAUAUUGCAGAUUAAAUAAAACACACUCAGACCCCCGAACCAGCUCAGUAUUUGUUGUAUUUCAUUAAUUUUUAAAUUUGAUUCAACAUUUUAUCAUUCACUUUUCUUGCUGCUCAUUUAAGUGGAUUAAGAAAACAACUCCCAGGACACCGAGCCGACAUUAGUAGCAUCACACCCCAUCUAAAAGGAUGACAGUGGAAGCAGAGCAUCAAGUGAUGUAAAGUCAACGUAAUUUACAUCAAGCGGUGACUUGUUACACAUUUUAUCAAAUCCUGUGUAACUAAAACAUGUGGAUUAAACUGCGGGGUUUAUUGACUAAACUGCGACUUGUAGUGAAUUGGAACCAAAGUUGCAUAAUUUAGGCUUCGACAGCCAAGCAGCGGCUGUAGCCAUGUUGGAGAAUUGUUCCAAAUCAGUUUUAUUAGCUUGAGUUUUGCCAUAAUUUCAAUUCACUGUAAUUGUGUUUAAUCUCCGUUGGCUUGGUUGGUGGUGAAGAGGUUAAAGGAAGCCGGUAUAAUUUUCCUCGGAUACUGUUCUGAUUCCAGUUAAUCCUGUGUUAUAUUGGGUCCCUCGCUGCCAAUUGGAAACGCUCAUUACCUGGAUUAACCCUUUCAGCAGCUCUAGAAUCGGACUAUUUAAAAUAUUUUUCUGAAAUUCUCAAAUUUUGCUGGUAGUGCGAAAUAAAACUAAAUGCUGUAUCAAGGACUUUAACGUUUGUUUAACGUUUUAUUGUCAGUAAUGAGUACGAGAAGAAGUAACGUAACAGACUUACGGCAAGCCAUUGUAGACUGAAAUUACAUUCUAUAUAGAACAUAACAGACACUUCAUUCUUCCAUCUAAUUGUGGUGGAUUUUACAUAAAUACCACAGAAUGUCUGUUGUUAAUGAUUAUUUAUAGGUUAAUAAAGAUUUUAUGACAUGA